AUGACUACCAUAAUUAUGUGUUUGAAUGUCCUCCGGAAGGAUCGCGUCAAAAGUGUCUAUGACGAAUUAAUGCCCACGGAAGCAUCGGUAUUAUAUGAAUACGGAUUUAGAAACUGUGUAUCUAUGGGGGAUAGAAACAUCCUUUUUGACUUAUAUAUCGGCCUUAUAAAGAAUUUAGGUUGCAAAGCCUCAAAAAUCCAUUCAUGGUGGGAAAAUGGCCAAUUACCACAGAAUGUUAAAAAGUCUUAUGAUGAGGCAGAUGAAUUCAACGAAGCUUACGUGUCUGCAACUGUGGUGGACUUGCUGGAAAGAAAAUGUGGUUGCCGCUUGCUCGCUGAAAGAAAAUCUGAGUUAGUAGAUACCAGCAAAUAA
Messenger RNA from Funneliformis caledonium, 372 nucleotides. Lineage: Eukaryota; Fungi; Glomeromycota; Glomeromycetes; Glomerales; Glomeraceae. The record is from the annotation of a GenBank genome assembly.